AUGGCCUACUCUUCGUCGACCUCUGUCAACGACAUUUACCUGCAAGACUUCAGUCAGCGGCAGAGCUCAUCCUCGGUUCUGGACCGUUCCUCUAGCCGAAAUGGGCACCUGACACCUUCGCAUACAGGCCAGGGGGUCUAUUCACAGACUACAGCGGCCAUGUCACCCCAGUCGGCCACGUCAGAAGCUCCUUUGAACGGUUCAAUGGAAAGAAAGGAGUUUUCAAAGGAGACAAAGAACAGAAGCAUUCCUAAUGAUAUCGCACACAGAUUCGUGGCAGCGAUAGCGGCGGCGUUUUUCCUCUGUGUGGUCAUGACGUGUGCGCUCUUCUCGUACAUUGUGAGAAGCCGUACCCCCGCCCGGCUGCCGGAAGUCCAGCGUCAGAGAAAUCAAACCACCACCAAGAACGAUAAACGGCUCACCAUGGAUCUCAGUUACUACGCCAACUUACUGGGAUUCGUGCUGGACGAGUACGAGGUGACCACGAGCGACGGAUUCAUUCUGGACCUCAAGCGGCUCCAUAAACAGGGCCAGGAACCUACUGGAGAGCCUAUUCUCAUGGUCCAUGGCCUGCUACAGUCCUCUGCAGCCUAUCUCACGUCAGGGAAAGACUCCAUUGCAGCCUACUUUCUGGAACAGGGGUAUGAUGUGUGGCUGGGAGAUAACCGGUGUGGUUUCCAGCCUAAACACACAAAGUACAAGAAGAGCGACUCGCGAAUGUGGCACUGGGACAUCACGGAGAUGGGAACCGAAGACCUGCCUGCUCUGGUGAACUAUGUUCUCAAAGUCACUGGUAGAGAAGAGCUCAUCUACUUUGGUCACUCUCAGGGAACCACACAGGCGUUUCUGGGCAUGUCCCGGGACUUUUACCCUGCCCUUGGUCAUAAGAUCAAGCUGUUUGUUGCUCUUGCGCCAGCUGUAUACGCAGGUCCGCUUAUUGACCGGUGGUACUUCCAGUACUGUCGCAACAUGUCUUUGGAGCGAUGGAAGUGGUCAUUUGGUAUUCAUUCCUACAUCCCCUUGAUGAACACCAUGCAUUCCAUCUUCCCCAAAAGACUGUAUGGCUUCUUUGGCUACAUCAUGUUCAAUUACAUGUUUGACUGGACCGACGAAUGGUGGGAUCGAAACCUGCGCAACCGGCAGUUUCUUUACUCCCCUACGUUUGUGUCUUCCCAGCUGAUGCAGUGGUGGCUUGGACCAAACCACUUCUCCAAGUACAGAGGCAUCUUGCCGGACAAGGCGGGGGUCAAGUGGUACGAUCAAAACUUCCCCAAGCUGGUGCUGGUGAUUCCAACCAACGAUAUGCUGGUUGAUGCUGAGAAGAUCUACGAGCGCAUCACACAGGUGGAGACGGAUGUGACCUUGGUUGAUACCAUCCGGGUGGUUGAUUACUCGCAUUUGGACGUUCUUUGGGCCAUGGAUGUGGUGGACAAGGUGUGUAAGCCUGUCCAUGAGAUCAUCAAGCAUCAGGAGAGAGAGAAGUCUGAGUUGCCGGAGAUCCGGCUGACGACGUGA
Yarrowia lipolytica CLIB122 is the source of this 1515-nucleotide messenger RNA. RefSeq lists its product as uncharacterized. Gene Ontology annotation, biological process: lipid metabolic process. NCBI's taxonomy places the organism in Eukaryota, Fungi, Ascomycota, Dipodascomycetes, Dipodascales. The record is from RefSeq and is a predicted model, not a curated record.